AUGUCUGGGAUCGAAUCUCGCCCAGAGCCCCCUGCAAUUAGGGAGAAAGGCUUCCGGCUUAGCUACGGGAGGUUCACCGCCGCAACUGGGGAUGUUGACCGGGUGGAGGGGUCUCGUCUGAGGGUUCUCUUCAACCCCGGUUCUCUUCGACUGAAAAGAGAUCAGAAAGAGGCACAAGAAGCUGCUAAGGUCCUGAAUACAAAACAGUUCUUGGCCGGUCAACUCAGGCACUAUGGGAUCAAGUUCCCGUCAUCCGCAAACUCUGGACAGCUACGCGACUUUUUGAGGGAUGCUGUUUUUGCAGGCAAGUGCGAUCAUGUCCCGGGAUCAGUGAUGCUUCUCAGAGACGCAAUGGAACGCAAACUAGCACCUCUGCACAAAAAAUGGGAGGACGAUGUCCGGGAUUGGGGCACGAGAAAGAAACGGAAAGAAGACGAGGCAUUUAACAGAUGCACAACACCUGGUGAAAGAGCCAACUGCGAUCUUGGGCGGUUUCUGGACUACUACUUCUUGACCGACGGAGAACCUGAUCAGACGAAAACUCCUGAAGCCUUUGCGGUGUAUGGUUUUGGUGGUAGGGCAUCACUUCAUCACAUGGCUGAGAAAAUCCCUGGGCUGCACACCAUGAGCGGUGGUCCCGACGACAAUCGCACUAUUUGCAUUGGUUGGAGUGACUCUGCCGUUCGCCGACUUGCCAUGGCCAUUGGCAGGCAAGCCCGCGAGGAGGAGAAGAAGAAACAAGAAUCUGAGUGGGAGAAAGCUAUGGAGGCACACCACGACUAUGUCUCAAAUUUCAAUCAGGGAAGCUCGUCUCAAGGUAAGAAGACACGAACCGGGAAAGGUAAGCCUUCUCAAAACUUUGAGCUUGGGCGAUGCGUAGGUUCGUACCUCGUCAAAUGUGACGCUGUGUCCGAUGGUUGGUCGUCGAGGAGUGACUUUACCAUGGAUAUCUGGGAGGGGAAAGGGGCACUCACCGCCGACUACCAUUUUGGGAUCAUCCAAGGAACCAUGCUGCUUAGCAAAAGUGAGGAAACACUGGAUGCGCUUACUGGUACUGGAGAUGACUCGGACGACGGUUCUGACGACGGUUCUGACGGCGGCUCUGACUCGGAAGAAUUCGACGAAGAUGAAGAAGACGACGAAAAACCAAAGACGAAGAAGAGACUUGCUAAAGGCGUCAGCGCAAGCAAAAAAGGUGCUGCCCCUGCAUCAAAGCGACGAAAGGUUACACCGUCUCUCGCUCGCCGCGUCUAUUAUCGACUAAGAGGCCUCGAAACCGGUGAAGGCGAGAUUCUCCCCGAUUCAGAACCCGGCCACUUGGACUUUCUCAGUGAUAGCUGUGCUACGUUUGUUGGUUUGGCCUAUCACUUUCCAUACGUGGGAAAAAAUGUCGAGUUUCGAGGAUACAAAGUGUCUGACGUCCCAAAGAAGCGAGCUGCGGGAUGGGACGACUUUUCGUGGAGGGCUUACGAGUCUGCAAGAAGGAGUAGGUGGCACUGA
This is a messenger RNA of Fusarium falciforme, 1500 nucleotides long. RefSeq lists its product as hypothetical. The transcript has 2 exons. The record is from RefSeq and is a predicted model, not a curated record. The coding region runs from base 1 to 1500 and encodes 499 amino acids. Lineage: Eukaryota; Fungi; Ascomycota; Sordariomycetes; Hypocreales; Nectriaceae.